CAGGCCGGGGUCUGUGGGGAGGGGACGCUUCCCGCGGGCGCGCGGAGCGAGGACGGUGACAGCCACGCGCGCACGUGCGCGCCCGGCCGCAGCGCGGCCCCGAGACCUCCCUCGGCCGCUUCGAGGCGCGCGGGGGCUGGGCCGCUGCGGUCUAGGGGCCCCGUCCCGGGGCGUCCCCAGCGUCCCCGGCCCGAGACCCUGAGCGCCGGGCAGAGCCCAUCCGCUGGGUCUCGGCUCGUGUUCCGUCCCCGUGGCCGUAAGGGUCCGCCCCCCAACUCCUCUUUACGCUCCCGGGGCAGGGUCCUCACGGCCCAUGCUGGCCGCUGGGGGCCCGCGCGGACCAGCCAGCUCCCAGGCGGGCCAGUCGGCUACCAUGGUGGCCCUGAGGCCUGUGCGGCUCCUCCAGGGGGGCUAACAGGUCCAGAGCGCAGGCCUCGGGGCGCGAGGGUCCCGGGCCUGAGCCCCGCGCCAUGGCCGGGGCCAUCGCUUCCCGUAUGAGCUUCAGCUCGCUCAAGAGGAAGCAGCCCAAGACGUUCACCGUGCGGAUCGUCACCAUGGACGCCGAGAUGGAGUUCAAUUGCGAGAUGAAGUGGAAGGGGAAGGACCUCUUCGACUUGGUGUGCCGGACUCUGGGGCUUCGGGAAACUUGGUUCUUUGGACUGCAGUACACGAUCAAGGACACUGUGGCCUGGCUGAAAAUGGACAAGAAGGUGCUGGAUCAUGAUGUUUCAAAGGAAGAACCCGUCACCUUUCACUUCCUGGCCAAAUUUUAUCCUGAGAAUGCUGAGGAGGAGCUGGUUCAGGAGAUCACGCAACAUUUAUUCUUCCUGCAGGUAAAGAAGCAGAUUUUAGAUGAAAAGAUCUACUGCCCUCCCGAGGCUUCUGUGCUCCUGGCUUCUUACGCCGUCCAGGCUAAGUAUGGUGACUACGACCCCUCUGUUCACAAACGUGGAUUUUUGGCCCAAGAGGAAUUGCUUCCAAAAAGGGUAAUAAAUCUGUAUCAAAUGACUCCAGAAAUGUGGGAGGAGAGAAUUACAGCCUGGUACGCAGAGCACCGAGGCAGAGCCAGGGAUGAAGCUGAAAUGGAAUAUUUGAAGAUAGCUCAGGACCUGGAGAUGUACGGUGUGAACUACUUUGCAAUCCGGAAUAAAAAGGGCACCGAGUUGCUGCUUGGAGUGGAUGCUCUGGGGCUUCACAUCUAUGACCCUGAGAACAGGCUGACCCCCAAGAUCUCCUUCCCAUGGAAUGAAAUCCGUAAUAUCUCAUACAGCGACAAGGAGUUUACUAUUAAACCAUUGGAUAAGAAAAUCGAUGUCUUCAAAUUCAACUCCUCAAAGCUUCGUGUUAAUAAGCUGAUUCUCCAGCUCUGUAUUGGGAACCAUGACCUUUUCAUGAGGAGAAGGAAGGCUGAUUCUUUGGAAGUUCAGCAGAUGAAAGCCCAGGCCAGGGAGGAGAAGGCUAGAAAGCAGAUGGAGCGGCAGCGCCUUGCUCGAGAGAAGCAGAUGAGGGAGGAGGCAGAGCGCACAAGGGAUGAAUUGGAGAGGAGGCUGCUGCAGAUGAAAGAAGAAGCAACAAUGGCCAAUGAAGCUCUGAUGCGGUCUGAGGAGACAGCUGACCUGUUGGCAGAAAAGGCCCAAAUCACUGAGGAGGAGGCAAAACUCCUGGCUCAGAAGGCCGCAGAGGCUGAACAGGAAAUGCAGCGCAUCAAGGCCACAGCCAUUCGGACAGAGGAAGAGAAGCGCCUGAUGGAGCAGAAGGUGCUAGAGGCUGAGGUGCUGGCGCUGAAGAUGGCUGAGGAGUCAGAGAGGAGGGCCAAGGAGGCAGAUCAGCUGAAGCAGGAUCUGCAGGAAGCCCGAGAAGCAGAGCGAAGAGCCAAGCAAAAGCUCCUGGAAAUCACCACCAAGCCCACAUACCCGCCCAUGAACCCAAUUCCAGCACCGUUGCCUCCCGACAUACCAAGUUUCAACCUCAUUGGUGACAGCCUGUCUUUCGACUUCAAGGAUACUGACAUGAAGCGGCUUUCCAUGGAGAUAGAGAAAGAAAAAGUGGAAUACAUGGAGAAGAGCAAGCAUUUGCAGGAGCAGCUCAAUGAACUCAAGACUGAGAUUGAGGCCUUGAAACUCAAAGAGAGGGAGACAGCCUUGGAUAUUCUGCACAAUGAGAACUCUGACCGGGGUGGCACCAGCAGCAAGCACAAUACUAUCAAAAAGGUACCAACCUCAAGCCCAAGGCAGAAGACCUAUCUGCAUUUGAGCCCUCAAAGUAGGUUAUUCCCAGGUACUCUGUAUGUGGUGAUGGUACUACCCUCUGUGAUACUAACCCAUGCAUGAGCUUGCCUGUCUCUGUCCCUGGGCCAUGCCUAGCCCUCCUGAGGGCAGGUGGUGCCUGGGUACUGGCCGCAGCAUGCUUUGAGUCUGAGAGCAGGCAUCUACCCUGUGGGGCCAGACCAGCCUCCAGGGGUCCAGAAGGCUGUCUCAUUCUGAAGAGCAUGUCAUGGGGCUGUAGGACCGGCUGUCCUUCUUCACAUCUUGUGUCAUCGUUGGGCUGGGGAUGGUUAUGCUUCUUGUCCAGUGAGGUCUGUCUAAAAGUCGUUUGUCCCAGUGGCAUAGUCCUUAGAUAAAUAGCCCUAGCAUGGAAACGGGAUAAAUUUGGGUGUCUUUAACUCAAGAUCAAGACCUUUCAUGUGGUGACAGCUUCUGAAGACCCACGGUCAUACUGGCCACUUCUGGUGGUAGAAUGAAGGGGCUGCCUGUACUCCCUCAUUUUCCUUUAGAGCUUCCCCUUUCUGUACACAUCUGUUUUCUUUCCAAGUAAAACAAACCACCAGCACAGCGGGCUGAUUUCUAAUCCAUCUAAGGGGACCAUCUGCCUGUUGGUGCUCUAAAGGCCAUCUCUGCUUCAGCACCCCCCACAGCCUGGGGUAGAGUUGUGGUCAGUGUGAACUCACAUUGAGACAGUCGCCGGCACCCAGUAGAUGAGCAGUCUGGUUGUUGAGUGAAUUAAUGGAAUGAUUGCUGCUUUCCUUUUGCAACAGUUCAUCAUCCUCCCAACAUGCCUCGGCAAUAGGGAGAAUUUAUUAUGCCCAGUAAUAACAUCCUACCUCUGCUCCUCACCUGAUCCCCAGCAGUAUGCAAGCCAGUGAAUCCACCGACACCUGACAGUCACGUAGGAUGUGUCCUUUGGUGUCCUCGGCACAGUUUCUGCUAUUAGGAUAAAAUAAGCUUAUUGGAAGCUUUCUACCAAAAAGUGAGAUCUGGCAUAAGAUAGAUCUUAUUUGCAGUUGUUAUCCAAGCAAGAGAGGUUAGCUAUUAAAGUCCCAGAUGGGUCUCAUUACAAGAUGAAUUCUGUCAGUGGUUCCAAGAAACCAUAACAUGAACCUCGAUUUGUGUGUGAUGCUUUUAGUUAGGCUCCUCUUUCUUCAGUUUUUGUAACAAAUGUUGGCAUCGAAUACCCCACCACCAAGCAGUGCAUGCCCUGAGGAGGGCAGUAUGGCCAACACAGGAAUUGGGCAGGCCAGGUAGAUCAUUGGUUCAGGUAGUGACCCCAUGGUGCCCAGAAGACCAUGGGGUGGAGCCACUUUGUGGCUAGCACAGGGUCCAGCAGAAAGUCCCUUUUUGUCUCAGCCCAUGCUGUCAGCUAUGCCCACAUAUGACCAUACCAUUCUGUCUUGAUAGGAUUUCAUCUUUCUUCUUUCUGUAAUGAUUCAGAACAUUUAGAUUCUUCAGGGGCCUGAUUUUGACUGUCAGUUCUCAAUGAGUUCUUAUUGUAGACAAAUGAGGUUUGAUUUGUAGUCAAAUUUGUACUGCUCCUAGGACAUUCAUAGAAACCUUUUUUUUUUUUUUAACGUCUUGAUGUAAACCUGUUUUCAAAGUAGGCUGCCAGGUUCCAGUUAAUCAAGAAUUCUGAUUAUUCGAGGGUUAAUAAAAGCAUGGACUUGGCUUUUGAUACAGCUGGAUUUAUCUCAGGAUCACUAGAUGAAAUAAUGGGGUUUUUGCUACACAUGAAGUUUGAUACCCUUUCCAGUGUCUGGACUUCAGUGGUCUCUGGGGCCAGUGACCAUGCCUGACAAGCAGCCCCCUGCCUGUGCCGGGGUAGCUCUGGGGUUGUGCCUGCCACAGUCCGGGCCAAAGAGAACCUAGCUGAAGGGAAACACCACUGUGGGCUUUGGAAGCAUGGCCAGCUAGCAUGUGAAGGGCAGAGCUCCAUCUACAAAGUCUGGGACAAGAUAUGUGAAGGCUGGCAGUGAACUGGAGAGUUUUCAGUGUGCUGAGAGCUUAUUAGUCUUGGUUCAAAGCAGCCUGCAUUGAUUUUUCUUUUGUUUUUCAUGUUUUCUGAUCAUAGAUUCUUUCAAGAAAAGAAUGGUCCUACCUAGUUGGCUACCACAGUGCAGGCGUGUUCCUCCUCCUCACCUUCAGUACCCUUCUGCCUCACCGUGAGGUCUCAGUAUCUGACACUGUCUCCAAAGUACCCUCAGGGGUUGAGUAGCACUUAAACUAAUUCCAGGGGUUUACCCUUGGGUUCAGGGGUUGCCAUGUUCCCUUGGGAAUGCCAAGAGGCUGUCUGGUCUGGUUAACUGAGGUUACCACUGUUCUGCCACUUACUUUCUCUGUAAUUCUUUCUCUUGAAGCCCAGUGUCCUCACCUGUAAAGAGUGAAUAAGACAGUCCCUAACCCUGCAGGAUUGUGAUAAGGAUUAAAUUACACAGGAAAUAGUUCACCAUAAGAGCUCAGCAAUUAACUUCCAUGUGUUUGGAGGUAAAAACUUUGAAAAAGCCAAAAUUAACUUCACUGGUUCUUUUACUAUCUCAUUUGAGUUUGCAAGGGAAUAUUUUUGCUCCUCCUGCUAAUCUCAACUCCCUACAUUUCCAUUUUGUUCCCCCAGUUGAUAAUCAGUGCAACUGGUUUGGCAUUUGCAACUGACUCAUAGUGGCCCCUAUUGAUUAGAAGCUGCCCCUAAGAACCUAGAUUUAGGUUCUUAGCAUUUCAUUCUCAGUGAGAGCAACAGUGACACAUGUUCCUGGCCUUUGAAUCUUUUGAGUGAGGGAGAUCUGGCAGUGAGGCUGAGGUGAGGGGGACACAGGUGUUGUGGGCUUCAGAGCCACAGUGCCGAUGAGGUGAGCAGUGGCCAGCUGUGCUGCACACUUGGAAGGUGAAAAUGCAGUCCUCGAGCUUGCACGUUUCAGGGUCUUGCUUCCAUUCCCUCUCAAGGGACAGGUUUCACUCCCCAAUCCUGAGCUGGUCUGCUCAUUGUUUUUUUGCCCCUGAUCUCCAAGGAAGCACAGGAUUUCCAAGGAAAUCGACAGAUGGGAAAUCAUGGGGGUCACGGAGCUUAGAAAGCUUAUUUUAUUAGUAAAUGGUUUGAGCCAUCAGGGUCUAGCUGUGGUUUCUGCUGGUGGAAGAACACAAAUGAGGAGCCUUGACAGUUCUGAAGCUGUAGCCGCCUCUUGGUUCAGGAAGACAUAAAAGUCCAAUGUCAUCUUCAAUUUGCACAGACUCCCCUUGGAGAUGCAGGGCUGGCGAAGUGGAGUAGAACACUUAAAACACCCAGGGAGGUGAUAAAUCACAGGGCGAGAUUGAAUAUGCGUGAAAGGCAUCUCCCACAAUUAAAACAAACGGCCAGAGCCUCCCUGGUGACCUCUGGUCGCUCGCCUCUGAAUGAGCUUUCUGUUGCUUGUGUGUGGUUAAUGUGUUCAGCCCUUCCAUGACCCCAGUCACUCGAUGCGAGUGGCUCUGCUCGUUCUGGAGACUGGGCAUUGUCUGGUGCAGCAUCCGCUGCCCUGACAUAAAAGGCAGCACACUGGCUCCAUGGCUCCAGAACCUUUCUUUUGUUGUUGUUGAAAGGUAGC
This is a messenger RNA of Nyctereutes procyonoides (raccoon dog), 5845 nucleotides long. RefSeq names its product NF2, moesin-ezrin-radixin like (MERLIN) tumor suppressor (gene NF2). The transcript has 16 exons. Gene Ontology annotation, cellular component: plasma membrane; cytoskeleton; adherens junction. NCBI's taxonomy places the organism in Eukaryota, Metazoa, Chordata, Mammalia, Carnivora, Canidae. Gene Ontology annotation, biological process: regulation of cell shape; regulation of organelle assembly; positive regulation of protein localization to early endosome. Gene Ontology annotation, molecular function: actin binding; cell adhesion molecule binding. The coding region runs from base 471 to 2330 and encodes 619 amino acids. The record is from RefSeq and is a predicted model, not a curated record.